GGUCAUACCCUUUCAAACAAUAAUAAAUGGCUCAUUCUUCUUGGCCUUUCUCAUUCAUUAUGCUGCUUCUGCUCACACAUUUCAAUGGUGGUGACUCCAUUCCAAUCAAAUCAAAGGCAACUAAUGCAAAUCUUACAACAGAGACUGGUUGGUAUAAGCAAGACUUUUGGAAGUACCUUGGUCGAAAUGUAACUGAAGUUUCAGACAAAAUAUACAGAGGAGGAUUGGCAUGUGGCAGUUGCUUGCAGGUGAACUGCAUCAAUCAGACUCAUUGCAAAAACAACAGUGUCAAUUUGGUUGUGGUGGGUUCUGGUUAUGCAGGAGAAAAUGAUUUUCUGAUCAAUUGGGAUGCCUACAAACAAUUGUUCCCUAAUGGCACAAGUUUCCAAUUGCCAGGGAGUAUUGACAUUGUUUACAAUAGAGUGCCUUGCCGAUAUCCUCACCAUAACAUAACCAUUUGGGUGGAAAAAAGUACCCCUUCUUUCAUGCAGCUUGUAUUUUGGUAUGUGGGAGGCAGCAGUGAUAUAGGUGGAGUUCAACUUAGAGAGGUGGAGGACUUGAAAUGGAGAGAUUUGCAACUUAGAAAUGGUUCUCCUGUGUGGUGGAUAAACUUUUGGGAUACAUAUGACCGUUCGCUAGAGGAUAAUUUUGUUGUUCGUUUUAAUGUGAGUGACGGUUCCAGAUAUGGAUGGACCAAUGCUUCUAAUGCCAUACCAUUUUCUGAUGCAAAUGCUUGGUCUUCUGGAGCUAAAUAUGAUUCUGGAUUGCAGCUUAUUUAG
This is a messenger RNA of Cryptomeria japonica (Japanese cedar), 779 nucleotides long. RefSeq names its product expansin-like B1. Gene Ontology annotation, cellular component: extracellular region. The transcript is spliced from 5 exons. Lineage: Eukaryota; Viridiplantae; Streptophyta; Pinopsida; Cupressales; Cupressaceae. The record is from RefSeq and is a predicted model, not a curated record. Bases 27 to 779 code for a protein of 250 amino acids.